AUGCUCAAAGUGCUAGAACGAGAACGGGAUAAAACAGGCUUUAAGCCUAAUACAUCUGUAAAAUUUAAACUAAUAGUUUCAAGUAAACAUUUCACGACCGGUGACGCCAUGGGCAUGAACAUGUUGUCGAAGGGAACCGAGAGAUCUCUACAGACGUUGCAGACCCACUUUCCGGACAUGGAGAUAAUCUCUCUCAGUGGGAAUCUCUGUACUGACAAAAAGCCUGCGGCUAUUAAUUGGAUUGAGGGAAGAGGUAAAAGCGUUGUGUGCGAGGCAAUUGUACCUGCGGACGUCGUGUCGCGCGUACUGAAGACCUCUGUGCACGAACUCGUCAAUUUAAACUACAAGAAGAAUUUAACGGGUUCAGCCUUAGCAGGUACCAUAGGUGGCUUCAAUGCGCAUGCUGCUAAUAUCGUGACCGCGAUUUUUAUCGCCACCGGACAGGAUCCCGCGCAGAACGUUACCAGCAGUAACUGUUUGACAUUGAUGGAACCGUGGGGCGUUGAUGGCAAUGAUCUGCGUAUAACUUGCACAAUGCCCAACAUAGAAGUCGGGGCGGUGGUACCGGCCUACCCGCGCAAGGAGCAUGCUUGGCGAUGCUAGGAAUCAAGGGUGCGCAUCCCGCAGAACCUGGCCAGAACGCCAAGAGACUCGCUCGAAUCGUUUGCGCCACUGUACUCGCUGCCGAGCUGUCCUUGAUGGCCGCGUUGGCCUCCGGGGAUUUGGUCAAGAGUCAUUUGAGGCACAACAGGUAUAUGACUUGAGCGCGUCUCAUUGAAUUUAUACGUAUACGUUUGGAGACUAACUGAAGAAUUACAUUAUUAAAAUCUACUUUUACAGCAAUUUUUACUCAACAUAUAGUUGCUAAUUAUUGAAAUAACUUGAUGACUAAAUGAAGAAGUUUAUUUCCAAAUCAUCUUAAAUUCAUACAGCAUUGCGAGAAGCUUUAUAAAUUAUGUAAUGCGAAAACAGUUUGGCGAUAAAACUCCAACUAUGUUGAGUCUAUGAAUACAGCUAUUAAAUACUGUUAAUUUUUUAACUAAAUAUUUUGUCGCAGGUAACUAAGUUGCACGUUUCUCUUUCUGUUUGCAGUUCAUCUGUCCUAAUUAGUAACCCGGUGACCACUGCUCACAGAAGUAGUAGCAGUAGUCGCGACAACAAGUUAACGGUGCCAAACGUUUAGUCAUACUAAAACUUUUGUGUAAACUGCGCUAAAAUCUUAGUGGCUAACAAAUAUUUUCGUCCUUUCCGUAUGAUGAGAGCUGUUUAUAUGUAUAUCGUUUCGUGCCUGCCUCAUUAGUGUUCCAAACAGAUCGAGUAUGUUUCUGCUGUAUGUGAUGAGAUGUAGGUCGAAUUAUGAUGUGUAUAUUACGCCUAUGUAUAUACGUAUAUGGAAAGAGAAGUAUUGCAGUUCUGACGGAAAUGAUAAAAUGUCUCUCCUUAUGAUGCUUUAAUGUAAAUAAUAAACUUUUUGAUUGUUCCGAAAUAUCAAUUUUAUCUUAAUCAGGAUAUUAAAUAUCACAGUCAUGUAUUGCAAUAUAUAAAUAAUAAAGUCUCAUUUUAUCUCUUUGUUUCGCUAUAAUUUGCACGCGCUUGUUCUUCGAAUCCGAGGUUUAAUUCGUCCACGAAUCAAUGAAGCUGACGUUCAAAAGCGGAUGGUGUCCGAAAGAAUACGAUACUGCUCACAAACAGCUGAUAUUACAAGUUCGGACUACGAGGAUGUUGAUUCGUCUUGUAAAAUACAAGGGUCAUGUCAUAGAAAGAAAGAUACAACGGACACCGCAAAAAGAAAUGUGGCUGUAACUAUUGCCGAGAAAGUUGUAGAAUCGUAUAAACAAAGUUGUUUCCUGAAUGAAAGACCAUACAUUACUGACAGCUGCACGAAUCAGCGUAACAUUCCUAAUGAUAUUCAACGUGAAGGUAAUUAAUACAAUUUACUGUUCUAAUGUAUGAUUAUAUAUAAGUAGCCAUAUAAAGAC
Messenger RNA from Vollenhovia emeryi, 1979 nucleotides. RefSeq names its product 3-hydroxy-3-methylglutaryl-coenzyme A reductase-like. The record is from RefSeq and is a predicted model, not a curated record. Gene Ontology annotation, biological process: isoprenoid biosynthetic process; coenzyme A metabolic process; sterol biosynthetic process. The transcript is spliced from 4 exons. Gene Ontology annotation, molecular function: hydroxymethylglutaryl-CoA reductase (NADPH) activity. NCBI's taxonomy places the organism in Eukaryota, Metazoa, Arthropoda, Insecta, Hymenoptera, Formicidae. Gene Ontology annotation, cellular component: peroxisomal membrane; endoplasmic reticulum membrane. The coding region runs from base 1 to 603 and encodes 200 amino acids.